Molecule: messenger RNA, 1505 nt
Organism: Vespa crabro (European hornet)
Lineage: Eukaryota; Metazoa; Arthropoda; Insecta; Hymenoptera; Vespidae
Exons: 3
Coding region: 141-1493 (450 amino acids)
Source: RefSeq, a predicted model, not a curated record
AUACAUUCAUUCAUCUUCCAUUAUACUAUGAAAAUUCUAUUUUCUAACCUAGUAUCAAUAUUCUACUUAUAAUAAGACUAUUUUAAAAGAAGUGUCUUCAUCAGAUUUAUUUAUUUUAAUUUAUAAAAUUAAAUUAUAUAAUGCAAGAAUUUUGUCCAUUAUGCGAUAAAAGAGGAUUCAGAAGAAGAAUAAAAGCUUUACAAAUUAAUUUUCAUGAGGCUAUAUGGGCAUGUGAAGGAGAAGAAUGUGAAUGGCCAUUUGGUCAUGCAGACUUUAUAUUCAUCCAAAGGAAAGUUGGAAAUACUUGGUCAUGUUAUUGGGAUGAUUUUAAUUUGAAAACAAUGAAUAAUUAUGUACCAGUAUCUACAGAAUUAACAUUAUAUACACCCCCAGAAACUCCUUCUACUGAUUCUGUUUUAAAAGAAUUUUUAACAGAUCAUGAUGGAUACUGCUUAAAAAAUAAUGAAUCAGAAAAUAUUGACAAUAAAUCUCAAAAUGUUGACAUACAUGUAGAAGACUGCGAACAGGAUCAAACUAAUGAUCAGCCUUUUUAUAAAAAUGAUAAAAAUAAUCCCUAUUAUGAAAAUACCAAUAAUAUAAUCAGCAUAGAAAAUGUAUCUAAGAAAAUACUUUCAAGAACAGAAGAAUCUAAUUUAAAAGAAAAUAUUAUAAAUUCAAAAUAUAGUUGCAAUGCUAAUAAAAUGAAAAAUGACUUAGAUAAUUGUGUAACCAAACAAAUAGAAAAUAACAAAGACACGUCAAAUAUUAGCAAUAUUAACAAAAAUCAUAAUGAUGUAGAAUCUCCUAAUUCUACAUUAGAUCCAAAAUUGCAAAUAAAUAAAUUUACUGGAGAAAGUACUACACCUUCUAAUUUAAAGGUAACAAGAGUGGAAAUAGAUGGUUUACCUAUAACUGUCUCUUAUGAAGCAUCUAUAUCUCCACUUAUGCCUAUCACAGUACCAAAAAUUAAUGCAAAUUUUAUUACAACAGAAUGUAGUAACACCUCUCAGUCAAUUGACUCAAGUUCUUCUAUAACUACAUUGAAUACAAUUCAUAAAACAACUAAUAAACAAUUAAAAAGUAUAUCUGUAGGUAAACAAUAUAAAAAAUUUGAUUUUCAUGCCAUAAAAAGAAAAUCACAGCCAACUGUUGACAAUAACGAUCAAAGUUCAGACAGUAAAUGUUUAUCGAAUUCAAAUGAAGAUAUCUCUAAUAUUAAAUCUAGUAAAUCUAAUCUACAUUCUAAUAUUCAAAUUCAAAAACAAAAUUCACCUGAAACUAUUAAACCUUGUCCUUCUUUGGAUGUUAAUGACAAUGCAAAGGCAAAAGUUGUGACAAAUGAAUCAUUGGAAAAUCCUACGGUGGAACCUGAAAUAAACGUAGAAAAUUUAUUAAAUGAUUUAUUGAAAAGUGAUGAUACGUCCAUAGAAAUAAAUAAAAAUUAUGAAAUAUCAAAUAAUGAUGAAGAUUGGAUACAUUCUUUGUUAUAUUAAUUUAUAAUUUAU